Polypterus senegalus (gray bichir) is the source of this 1959-nucleotide messenger RNA. RefSeq names its product golgin subfamily A member 6-like protein 22. NCBI's taxonomy places the organism in Eukaryota, Metazoa, Chordata, Cladistia, Polypteriformes, Polypteridae. The transcript has a single exon. The record is from RefSeq and is a predicted model, not a curated record. Bases 1 to 1959 code for a protein of 652 amino acids.
AUGAAUCUAGAGAUGCGAGAUGAGGCCCUGCUUACUGAGCAUAAACCUGAAGAAAACCCAGAGGUUACAGAAUAUGUGCAAGCUGACUGUGGGCAGCAAAUGAUUUCUGUUUCCAGUGAUAAGGAAGUAAACAGAAAUGCCGAGGGGAGUGAAAAGGUAAAGAUGAACAAAGAGCUGCAAAACACAAUGUAUUACCUCAGUGAGGAGGUGGAGAGAAGAAAUUCAGAGAUUACUGAAAAUGUCAAGAUGAUGAAAGAGCAAAAAAAUGCAAUUUGCUUCCUUAAUACAGAAGUGUUGAAGAGAGACCAUGAGAUCAGCAGAAAUGAAAGAACGAGCAGACAGCUGGAGGAGGAGAUUUGCUUCCUCAAUGUUGAAUUGAGCAAGAGAGACCACAAGAUCAGUGAAAUUCUACAAAAGAUCCAGAAACUGCAAGAAGAAAAUUGUGCAUUCAAAGAGCAAUGGUUUAAAAAUGACAUUGAUACCAGCAAUAUGGCAAACCAAGAGAAGACUGAGAAGGAGUGUGUCCUCAAACUUCUGGAACUUCUGAAAGACUUUGAAAUCAGUGAAAAUGGUAAGACUGGCAAAGAACAUAAAGAUGAGGUAUGCACUGUAAAUGUGCUGGAGCAGGGACAAGACACCGAAGUCCAGGAUGAUGUUAUGAUCAACCACAUCCAUCAGAAGUAUGGGCAAGUCAUUGACAUCAGGGAGGAUGUUAUGCUAAAUCAAGGCCAACAAGAUUAUGGACAAGACAAUGACCUCAGGAAAGAGAUCUCAGUAAACCUAGGCAAGCAAGAGGCAAAGUGUGUUACUGAAUUACAACUGCAAAGAAGUUACCAUGUCGAUGAAGAAUGUGUGACUGUGGAAGAAAAUAUUCAAGAAGAAAUCUGUGCAAUUAAAAAUCCGAAGCAAAGAGGAGAGAAUGAUUGUAAUAAAGAUGUAAAGGGCACCCAAUGGAAACAUGAAGAAAUCCUUACUGUUACAGAGGAAGGGCACAUAAAAGACAAAGAUGUAAAUGAAGAUGUGAAGGUGAGUCAUGAGCAACGAGUUAGAUUUUGCUUACUCGAAGUACAGGACUCUGAACAAGAGACUGACCUCAGGGAAGGUGCUAGGAAGAAACAUGAAAAAGAAGAAGAUAAGUGCACUCUUGACAAAAAACAGAAAAGUGGAAACAGUGACAUGAAUGAAAAUGUGAAGAACCAAAAUCAGCCAGAAGAAGCUUGUUCAAUAAUACAGAACCAAAGGCAAGACAAUGACAGUAGUGAAGAUGCCUGGCUCCACCAAAGUCAAAGAACAGAAGACAGUGAAGAUGUUCAGACGAAUCUGGAGCAGCACAAUAAACUUUGUAUCAUCCAAGUGGAAGAGCAAAAUGGCAAAAAUUCUAUUAGAAAAAAUGUAACUAGCAACCAAAAUGAACCAGAGGAGCUAUGCUCUCUUGAAGAAGAUAAACAUGACAAAGAUUCUGAAAUGAGUGAAAAUGUAAGGAUGAAACAAGAAUUACUAGAGGAAAUAUGUUUUCUGAAGGACCAGUCAAAAAAGAGAAAUGCAGAACUCGUUCAGAAUUUGCAGGUAAUCCGUGGACUCCAAGAGAGGAAUCGCAUUCUUACUGAGCGGGAGAAGAGGAGGAAUACUGAGCUAGAAAACAAAUUACAAAUAAUCCAAGAGCUGGAGGGCCAAAUUCAUUUCCUCAAUUCAGACCUAUAUAGGAGGGAGGCAGAGAUUAGCAAUAACAUCCAUGUCAUCCAGAAGAUGCAAGAGGAAAUUCAGUAUUUCAGGGAGCACCUGAGGAGAAGAGAUAUUGAAAUUAGCAACAAUGUAAGGCUAAGUCAACAAAUGCAAGAGCACAUCAAUCUCCUCAGGACACAUGUGUCCAGAAGAAACUGGCUACAAUAUCCAGAUGGCUGGAGAGGCCCAAGAGAAACAUUUCGCUCUGAAAUAGAGGAAAGACACAGACACCAGUGA